Dufourea novaeangliae is the source of this 1584-nucleotide messenger RNA. Its product is annotated as acyl-CoA Delta(11) desaturase-like. NCBI's taxonomy places the organism in Eukaryota, Metazoa, Arthropoda, Insecta, Hymenoptera, Halictidae. The transcript has 7 exons. Gene Ontology annotation, biological process: unsaturated fatty acid biosynthetic process. Bases 121 to 1179 code for a protein of 352 amino acids. Gene Ontology annotation, cellular component: endoplasmic reticulum membrane. The record is from RefSeq and is a predicted model, not a curated record. Gene Ontology annotation, molecular function: stearoyl-CoA 9-desaturase activity; iron ion binding.
GCACUGAUCAAGUUUCGAACAUUUGUGUCGAAUGCUUGCGAGGAACAAGUCACCAGUGCAGGGAAAUCGGAACCUCGACGAUUAGCGAGCUUGUCGGAAACUGAAUUAAGCAUAGAAAAAAUGGCGCCAAACGUUACAAGUACCCAGACCGGAGUGCUAUUCGAAGAGGACACACUCGAGGAGUCCGCACCGGCUCAACCGUCAAAGACGAAAUACGAGAUACGCAUCGUCUGGAGGAACGUAAUAAACUUCACGUUCUUUCAUUUAGGCGCCCUUUACGGAUUGUAUCUCGUCUUGACGUCCGCCAAACUAUUGACGACCAUUUUCGCGUUCUUUCUAUACAUAGGAAGUUUUCUGGGAAUCACCGCCGGCGCACACAGAUUAUGGUCACACAGAUCGUACAAGGCAACGUGGCCGCUACAACUACUCCUGAUGAUUCUGAACACCAUAGCUUACGAAGAUGCAGCGAUGGACUGGGCCAGGGAUCACAGAGUUCACCAUAAAUACAGCGAGACGAACGCGGAUCCUCAUAACGCGAAGAGGGGAUUCUUUUUCUCGCACAUUGGCUGGUUGUUGUGCCGAAAACAUCCGGACCUAAUUGAGAAAGGGAAGGGGAUCGACAUAAGCGAUCUGAAAAACAAUUCCAUACUUACGUUCCAGAAAAGGUACUACAGAAUUUUGAUGCCCCUCCUGUGUUUCAUCAUGCCGACUGUUGUGCCGGUUGCGUACUGGGGUGAGUCAUGGACGAACGCGUUCUUCGUCUCUGGUCUCCUGCGCUACAUUAUCACGGUGAAUUGUACGUGGCUGAUCAACUCCGUGGCGCAUCUCAUUGGGAAUAGACCGUACGACAGAAAUAUCAAUCCCUCCGAGAACAAGAUGGUGUCCAUGCUGGCAGCAGGCGAGGGAUGGCACAACUAUCACCAUGUGUUCCCGUGGGACUACAAAGCGGCCGAAUUGGGCGAUUACAAGUACAACAUAACGACCGGUUUCAUCGAUCUUUGCGCGAUGCUCGGUCUGGCUUACGAUCUGAAAGUGGUCCCAAAACACUCUGUACAGAAACGAGUGCAGAGAACCGGCGACGGUAGCCACGACGUUUGGGGUUGGGGCGACAAGGAUCAGACGCAGGAAGACAGGGAUCAAACGGUGGUGAUGCAUAGUCAGAACAAGGAUCGCCAGUAAUGUGCCGCGAACUAGCCACGAUCCAUUCACUCGUUCGAUCAACGCCGACCAAUUCUUUGUAUAUUUCAAUGGACAUGGGACGGAUCGAGAUAUCUGAGAAUCAAUCAAAACAUUUUGGGAUAACACUUAUGUGAGAUUCGAAGGGGUUUCGUCAAUCAAGAUGUGAAGUGUAACAUAGAAAUAAAAUGCAUUUAACUCGGUAUAAAAUAAUAUUAAAUAAUAACUAAAAGAAAAUAAAACUAAGAAUAAUAGACGAUGAAAUGCAGCAAUAUCUAAGAUCGUCAUAUUGACCUUUAAACAAUUCAUGGGAUUAAAUAAUUUGUUGCCGAGUGUCUACUUAUUUAAGAGAAACUACUAUUUUGUUAAAUUGUAAUUACCGCGUUUGAUCAAUAAAAAGUGACGAAA